Messenger RNA from Funneliformis mosseae, 195 nucleotides. Lineage: Eukaryota; Fungi; Glomeromycota; Glomeromycetes; Glomerales; Glomeraceae. The record is from the annotation of a GenBank genome assembly.
AUGACGGCUGAUGACCCUUGUAUGGCAGCUUCGAUCGUACUAUCGCGUUCAAAGAACAUUCCAAAUGUACCAAAAGAUACACUUAGAAAUUAUGCCGAAUAUCGUGAUAAUCAACAAAUCAAGCAAAUCGCCAAAAUAUAUUUGAUCAUUUUGUUUGUAGUAACCAAUUCUUAUAAUUCUAAUUGUAGGCAUUGA